Molecule: messenger RNA, 2697 nt
Organism: Etheostoma spectabile (orangethroat darter)
Lineage: Eukaryota; Metazoa; Chordata; Actinopteri; Perciformes; Percidae
Product: neuronal acetylcholine receptor subunit alpha-3
Exons: 7
Coding region: 210-1910 (566 amino acids)
Biological process (GO): monoatomic ion transmembrane transport
Cellular component (GO): postsynaptic membrane
Molecular function (GO): transmembrane signaling receptor activity; acetylcholine-gated monoatomic cation-selective channel activity
Source: RefSeq, a predicted model, not a curated record
GGGAGGGGAGAGGGGGAAGGCGGGACGUGCAGAAGUUGUUCAUGUCGGGAGAGCGCACCACGAGUCCCACAUCUCCACACUCGGGAGCGCAAAGAUUUUUUUUCUCGAAUCAUAAGGCUUCACAUACGUCUGUAAUGCGUUACUAACAAGACUUCAAUCAUCAGCAUCAUUUUCAUCCGCAGAAAGCAUCGUCAAGCGCCGAUGUAUCAAUGAAUUUCUCCAGGAAACUAACAACCGCACUCCUGCUGGUGCUCCUCGCAGCGCAAGGGUGUUUUUCAUCAAAGGGGGAGGACAGAUUAUUUCGGAGGUUGUUCAGGAGGUACAACCAGUUCAUACGGCCAGUGGAGAAUGUAUCAGAUCCAGUCACAGUGGAGUUUGAGGUGUCCAUGUCUCAACUGGUCAAAGUGGAUGAGGUGAAUCAGAUUAUGGAAACCAAUCUGUGGCUGAGACAUGUGUGGAACGACUACAAACUGAAGUGGUCCCCUGUUGACUAUGAUGGGAUUGAGUUCAUACGAGUUCCAUCCAAUAAAAUUUGGAGGCCAGACAUUGUUUUGUACAACAAUGCUGUAGGUGACUUCCUUGUGGAAGACAAGACCAAGGCUCUGCUAAAGUUUGAUGGCACCAUCACCUGGAUUCCUCCAGCUAUUUUCAAAUCUUCCUGCCCCAUGGACAUUACCUACUUCCCCUUUGACUACCAGAACUGCUCUAUGAAGUUUGGCUCCUGGACAUAUGACAAGGCCAAGAUCGACCUUGUGCUCAUUGGCUCAAAGGUAAACCUGAAAGACUUCUGGGAAAGUGGAGAGUGGGAGAUCAUUGACGCACCAGGAUACAAGCAUGACAUCAAGUACAACUGCUGCGAGGAGAUCUACCCGGACAUCACCUACUCCUUCUACAUCCGCCGCUUGCCUCUCUUCUACACCAUCAACCUUAUAAUCCCCUGCCUCCUCAUCUCCUUCCUCACUGUCCUGGUCUUCUACCUCCCGUCUGACUGCGGCGAGAAGGUCACCUUGUGUAUCUCCGUCCUCCUCUCCCUCACUGUGUUUCUGCUGGUCAUCACUGAGACCAUACCUUCGACAUCCCUUGUCAUCCCUCUGAUCGGCGAGUACCUCCUCUUCACCAUGAUUUUUGUCACACUCAGCAUCGUCAUCACUGUCUUUGUGCUGAAUGUCCACUACCGCACCCCUAUGACUCACACUAUGCCGGAGUGGGUGAGGUCUGUGUUCCUCGGGGUGCUGCCCAGGGUGAUGCUGAUGAGGCGGCCUAUCGACCAGGGCUGCUCCCCCCCCGCCAGUAUUACAGGAGGGAUCAGUGGGGGAAACACAAAGAGAAAGAACAGCAUAGGAGAUGGAAGCGGCUCAGGAAGUGUGAGUGUUGGGGGUAUAACUGGGGGUGUGGCGUGUGCACCGCUGGAUGGUUGCACAGGAGUAGGAGGGGCCGCCUCAGCUGGCAGCUCCAUGAACUGUGUGGAGUAUGGUGAGAUGAACCGUGAAAUGAACCGGGAUAUGAGCAGGAGGUGCCCCUACAGAGGCAAGGAGGUACCGACUCCAGUCCCUCCCCCAAUGGUGCCUCCUCCUCCUCCUCCUCCUCCUCCUCCCCCCUCACAGGCACCUCAGACCCAGGUGCCCCAGGAGUCAGAGUUGCCCAAGGUGCCGCGGCCAUUAAAUGCCCCUUCGGCUGUAAAUGCAGUUGUUGCCUUCUCCGUGGUGUCUCCAGAGAUCAAGCAGGCCAUAGAGAGCGUGAAGUACAUCGCAGAGAACAUGAGGACUCGCAACAAAGCUAAAGAGGUGGAAGACGACUGGAAGUACGUUGCCAUGGUCAUCGACAGGAUCUUCCUGUGGGUUUUUGUGACAGUGUGUGUGCUGGGAACAGUGGGACUCUUCCUCCAGCCACUCAUUAGCUUCUUUCAAUGAGAAACUCUUCUUUGUCCUGUCCAUUUCUCCCUCUUUUUUGUCUACUUCUGUCUGUCAAUUUAUCCCACUUGAACUACUUUGGGAAUUAUCCCUCCUCCAGCUCUUUCACAUCAAACACUGAACUGUCUUCUUUUCCCUUUUUUUGGCGUUCUGUCUCUCCUCUCUCAGUCUCAUGCUCUUCUCUGGGACAUCACUUCUAGCUCUCAGUUGUUUCCUCACAUGACUUACCCUGAUUUCCCCAUUUCAUCUUUGCCUUGCCCUCUCAAUGUGCACGUAAUGUUGUUACCCAGUCUCUUCCUCUCCAUCAAUGUUAUUAUCUGACAUGAACAUCACAUCUGCUCUCCUUCUUCUUUCCCUUUCUCAGUUUUUCUCCUCUCCUCUGCAAUAUUUUGACCUGCCCCUGCCUACAGUUUGUCUCUUAAAUUUUGUUUGUUCUUCUCUGCAUUUCCAUUCUGUGUUUUUCUGAAAAAAGUUCAUUGCUAUUGUAGAGUCUUAUACAAUGUGUUACAAUGUCAGGUAAUUAUUAAAGUAAUCAUUAUAAUUGCUCCUAGCAGAACGGACAAUAGGAAGGAAUAACUGAAUUUCUUUGUGAGUUUUGCAGUAGGACUUUGUUGUUGUAGGCCAGUGCAAUAAGGACAACACACUUUUGAGAAAUGUAGUAGAUAAUUUCUGUGUUAAAGACAAAUACUGACAGCUAGUAAUAAUAAGUAUGAUGUUGUGAUGUGAAGGUCAUCUGAUGGCUGGCACCUGUACAUACGUUUGUAAAAUAUGAAAGAGUUAUGCAUGG